AUGGAAGCACAGAUAGAGGAACUGAGACUACAGCUGGAGAAACAAUGCCAGCUGAACAAGGAGCUGCAGAACCAGAACCAGGCCCUGGAGGAACGACUGAAGCAGAAAGAAAAAGAACUGGGAGAAUUGCAGAGUCAUUUGGAUGAGCUGGAUGUGUCCAGUCCCCAUGACAAUAAUGAGAGCACCCAGGAGGUCCGUCAGAGCCGAGCCGCCGUCCUGGCCAUCGAGCCAAUCCCAGAGGACCUGGACCUGACAACCAAACGGGUUCAGAAGACCGCCAGUGAGAAGGCUCAGAUUAUGAAGGCGAUAGGGAAGAAUGAUUUUCUCAGUCGUCUGGAUGAUGAACAAAUUACUAUGAUGGUGGAGCUGCUGAGGGAGGUGGACCGUUGCCCUGGAGAUGAGGUCAUCAAAGAGGGCAGUGAGGGAGACAGCAUGUACAUUGUUGCAGCGGGAGAACUCAAGGUCAUCCAGGCUGGACGUGACCUUCGAACUUUGACAUCUGGAGAUGUGUUUGGAGAGCUAGCCAUUCUCUACAACUGCAGGCGUACUGCUUCAGUCAAAGCAAUCACUGCGGUCAAGUUAUGGUGCAUUGAACGUCAGACGUACAGAACCAUCAUGACAAACAAAUCAAAGAAGAAACGAGAACAACUCAUGGGCUUCUUAAAGACAGCUCAGACCCUGAAGGGCCUCAACGAUCUUCAACUGUCCAAGAUCAUCGACUCCAUGGAGGAGGUGAGGUUUCAGAAGAAUGAGGUCAUUGUUCGUGAAGGAUCAGAAGGAAACUCUUUUUACAUUAUUCUCCAAGGAGAGGUCCUGGUGACCAAGAAAGUGAACGGCCAACAGAAAAUAAUCCGCAAAAUGGGCCAAGGAGAGCACUUUGGAGAACAGGCGCUCAUUCGAGAGAUUCUGCGAACAGCCACAUGUACUGCAGUAGGAUCUGUCACCUGCUUCUCCAUCGAUAAAGAGGUGUUUGAGGAAACUAUUCCCGUUGAGACACUUCAGCUUUAUGAUGACUCCAAAUUCAUGGAGAAUCCAACGACCCCAGAGAGAACGAGUACCAGCACCUCUCUCAGACUAAAGGACCUCAUCCCUGUCCUCUACCAGGAGGGACGGUACCAGGGAGAACCCGUGACACUCGGGGUGGGCGGGUUUGGCCGUGUGGAACUGGUAACAACAUUGCACCAUGGGAAGUACUAUGCCAUGAAGAAGGUCAGCAAAAAGCACAUUGUUUCCAAACGACAGGAGCAGCAUGUUCUCUUUGAGAAGAGAAUUCUACUGGCCAUCCAGUGUGACUUCAUCGUCAGGCUCCACGCUGCAUUCAAAGACGCGCGAUACAUCUAUAUGAUCAUGGAGUUCUGCUCUGGUGGAGAGAUAUGGACCAAACUCAAAGAAUUUGGCCGUUUUGAUGAAAACACCGCGGUGUUCAUUGCUGCAUGUGUGGUGGAAGCCUACGCCUAUCUUCAUAAGAAAGGCGUAAUGUAUCGUGACCUUAAACCAGAGAACCUAAUGCUCGACGCCAAAGGAUUCGUUAAACUGGUGGAUUUUGGAUUUGCUAAGGAGCUGUCCAGAGGGGUGAAGACGUACUCUUUCUGUGGGACUCCCGAAUACAUGGCUCCUGAGAUCAUUCAGAACCAGGGCCAUGACUUUGCCGCUGAUUUUUGGUCCCUCGGCAUCCUGGUCUUUGAGUUGCUGGUGGGCAGCCCUCCCUUCUCGAGCUCAGAGCCACAGAAGAUUUAUGCUAAGAUUCUGGACGGGGUCAUGAAGUUUCCCCCUUAUAUGACUGAGGCGGCAAGGUCUCUCAUCAGCAAACUGUGCAGACCACGCCCGGGUCAGAGGUUAGGGAACACCAAAAACGGAAUCAAAGAUGUUCGACAUCACAGAUGGUUUAACAGUAUAAACUGGCAUAAGCUGAGAAUGGGACAAGUGGAAGCUCCAACAGUGAAACUUAUCCGUAAGGGCCCGUGCUACAUAAACUUUGACCGGUUCCCGUUUGAUAAGACCCAGGCUGAUGAGGAAUUCUCUGGAUGGGAUCGUGACUUCUGA
Molecule: messenger RNA, 2043 nt
Organism: Chanos chanos (milkfish)
Lineage: Eukaryota; Metazoa; Chordata; Actinopteri; Gonorynchiformes; Chanidae
Gene: prkg3
Product: protein kinase cGMP-dependent 3
Exons: 21
Coding region: 1-2043 (680 amino acids)
Biological process (GO): protein phosphorylation
Molecular function (GO): ATP binding; cGMP-dependent protein kinase activity
Source: RefSeq, a predicted model, not a curated record